AUGUACAAAUCAGCUGCUCUGAAACCAACUAACUUUCUUAUUGGAAUCUUGUUGGUUUGUUUGUUUGGUGUAGUUGCUAUUACUGCUGCGAAAUCAUCAAAAAGAUCAGACAGUAAUGUUCAGAUCAUUACAUUGACCUCUGCCAGGUCAUUUAAAAGUUCAUCAAGAAGAAGAAGAAAACAAACUAUCAAGAAAAAAACAAAGAACGAUAAGGAAAUUAUCAUCAAGGUUAUUGGGAAAAAGAAGAAGAAAACUUCACGUAAAUGUUACUUCCCAGGUAGAGAACUAGUUGUGAAUGUUCCAGUGCCAAUUCCUCAAACUCCACAAACUAUUGUUCUUCAACAGGCAAGUAGAGCUGCUUCCUCAGCAUCUUCCUCUGCUACAACUAACAAUCCUGGUGGAAGUGUGAAUAUUAAUUUGGAAUUGGAGAUACCAAGAGGAAGAAGAAGAAGACGUGAGGUCAUUAUUGUGCCAAAACCAAAACCAUCACCUAUUCCACCUUUGCCACAACCCUCUCCUAUUCCACCCUCACCUGAUCCAUCUCCUAUUCCACCGAAACCAGAGCCAUCUCCAAUUAUUCCUAUUCCACCUCCUCCAAAACCAACUCCUAUUCCAGAACCAUCACCAAUUAUUCCACCAAAUAUUUGCUCACCAGGAUAUAUUCCAUCUCAAUUCCCGUUAUUGAAACAAUGUGAUUCUACUUGGGGAUCUUUCAAAUUGGGAACCUCUAGUGAAACUAUUUGUAAGGCAGGUUGUUUGAUCACAUCCAUUAUUUCAGGAUUGAAUGGAAUUGGAAAAACCAAAAUGAAUCCCUAUGAAUUCAAUGAAUGGUUGAAGACCAAUGGUGGUUUCCAAAACAAGAACUUGUACGUUUGGGCAGCAAUUACUUCCAAGUUUGGAGUUAAAUAUUAUGGAAGAACAACUGAUAUUCUUGUGGUGGCCACAAGAAAUUUAUGUGAAGGAAAGUUGGUCAUUCUGAAACUGAUAAAACCACCUGGAAAGAAAUCAGAGCAUUUCGUUUUGGCCACAGGUUACGAUCCGGUAAGCAAGACCUUCUCAGUGAUGGAUCCAUACUUUGAUCGUACUAGCUAUACUGUUUCUGAGAUUUCCAGAGCUGAUUCUUACACUUUUAAAUGA
Naegleria gruberi is the source of this 1137-nucleotide messenger RNA. RefSeq lists its product as uncharacterized. The coding region runs from base 1 to 1137 and encodes 378 amino acids. The record is from RefSeq and is a predicted model, not a curated record. NCBI's taxonomy places the organism in Eukaryota, Heterolobosea, Eutetramitea, Acrasida, Naegleriidae. The transcript has a single exon.